This is a messenger RNA of Cephus cinctus (wheat stem sawfly), 666 nucleotides long. RefSeq lists its product as uncharacterized. The record is from RefSeq and is a predicted model, not a curated record. Lineage: Eukaryota; Metazoa; Arthropoda; Insecta; Hymenoptera; Cephidae. The transcript has 3 exons. Bases 169 to 552 code for a protein of 127 amino acids.
ACCUUGAUUAUCUAAUUAACAUUAUAUGAAUAUACAUAGAUUGUGAUACAGGAAAAACAUUUUUGAAAAGAUAAAUUUCAAGGUGCAGAUAACAGCGACAUAUUCAUAACCUCGAACUUCGAAAAUCACAUUAAUCAUUGAUAUUACGAACAUUUAAGCUAGAAAAAUAUGUUCUAUAACUGGCUGGAUCAUGCGAACGUUUUUUACGCUAAUCUGACAUGGUUUCACAUAUUCAGUACAUUUGUGUCAUUCUUUGUUGUGAUUGCAACUGUUUGGAUCUGUCAUAAUAUUCAGGAAAAGGAAACCAUUAGACAAAAAAAUGACAAGGACAGUCCGAUAGCAAAAAUAUAUGGUCUACAGGCACAGUAUAAACAAGCAAGACUAAAAUUGGCUGAACAAAAGUUGACUCCUCAACAACGUAGCAAAGAGAAGGAGAUGGAGUCUCAGACACUAACAGCUGUGCUACAAUUACUUCAAGAAAGGAGUGACAUGUUUCAGGUACAAACACUGGACGAGUUAAAGGAACAACUGAGUCUUUACAGAAGUCAAUAGAAUUGUUUUGACAUUCUCAAUCGAUGUCCCUUAUGCAUCAUCAUUGUUUUUAUAUAUUGUUAAUACAGUAUUAAUAUAAAUGUAAUAUAUAUUAAUAUAUAUGUAUAUACAAGA